AUGUUGAAUACGAAGCCUUUCAAGGGAGCGAACGUGUUCAUGUCGAGGAACUUGGUUCCGCCGGAGGUCUUCGACGCGCUUCUCGACGCUCUCAAGCUCAACGGCGCCGAUGUAUUUCUCUGCUGCGAUCCUUCGCGACACGGCCUCAACGAUUUCCACAUCAUCUCCUCUUCUGAUCACGAGAAAUUCGAAGAUCUCCGAGCUAAGGGCUGUAAUUUGCUAGGUCCUCAUUGUGUGCUUUCUUGUGCAAAAGAACAUAGACCACUGCCUAAACAAGGUUUCACUUGCUGCCUUGCAAUGGAUGGUGUCAAAGUACUCGCAUCUGGCUUUGACAUGGAUGAAAAGGUUAAGAUAGAACAACUGGUAACAGCAAUGAGUGGAGUGUUGCAGACUAAAGCAUCUGUGGAUGUUAGAUUUGUUGUAGUGAAGAAUGUCUCGGCUGCAAAGUACAAGUGGGCUUUGAAUGUUCUGAAGAAACCAGUUGUCACUAUUAAUUGGUUAUAUCAAUGCUGGAAUGAGCACCGUGUUGUUCCUCAAGAAUCAUACAGGGUUCUUCCUUUUUCUGGAUUAACAAUAUGUGUUACUAGAAUUCCAGCAGAUAAACGGAAGGAGAUUGAAAAACUCAUCAUACAAAACGAUGGGAAAUAUUCUGCUGAGCUGACCAAGAAGUGUACACAUCUGAUUUCUGAUAUAUCCUUUUCCUGGUUUCUUUAUAAAACCGUUGAUUUUGAUACUGUUUGUAUACUUUUAACUCUCAAUCUCACAUUACAGCAAUUUUGUAUUAGGGGAUGUAAAAUCUCAUGCAUUUUUCUGAAUUUGCAAAAUAUACACGCUCCUGAAGGUGACAAAUACAAGGUUGCCAGAAGAUGGGGCCACAUUCGUAUCGUAACAACGAAAUGGUUUGAUCAGUCUGUUGCUAGCAAAGCAUGUCUUAAUGAGGAGUCGUAUCCUGUUCAGGGUGGUUUUCUAUCUUCAAGCAAAACAGUGAGGGACCCCUUGAUUGAACAGCACAGUCAAGACAAGUGUAUGGGAAACUCGCAUUCUGUUCCAUCCUCAGUGGCUGCGGAAUCAAAUUUGCCUGCUACUCCUUGUGCUAGGUCUUCAGAUCCAGACUUGGAAGCUACACUCUCACAGAACAUGUCUUCUAUGUUUUCAGAUCUUCCUGUUUUUUUGAAAGAGGUGGACUGUGAUAAGCCUACGGUAAAGGCAACAACCGAAACAAACCUUGAUGGUUGUGUUGCUGAUGACUCUCAAUCUGAAGAAAGUGAUCUGCACUUGUCAGAGUGUAGAAUAUCACUUGUUGGCUUUGAAGCUCCUGAAUUACGCAAACUAGUUAAUAUGGUGCGUAGAGGUGGGGGGUCACGGUAUAUGUCUUUCAAUGAUAAAUUGACACAUAUAGUAGUUGGGGCUCCGACAGAGGUUGAAAAGAAGGAGCUAAGAGGGCUUGCAGCUUCUGGUGUUAUUAAUGUUGUUAGAACUGCCUGGCUUGAAGAUUGUGAUCGUGAAAAGAAAGAAAUGCCUGUUCUGUGUCAGCAUAUUGCAUAUGAUUUACUUCUUCCCAAAGAUUCUGUGAGCUCGCUCAAAGGAGCAAUGGCAGGCAUGGCUGGCAAUCAAGCUAGGGGUUCCAUUGUUCAUCCAAGCAUUCACUCUGGUCAGUUGCUUGGUGGUAAUAAUUCUGACCAUAGCAUGCCAUCAUUAUUGGAGGAAAACAGAGAUGUGAAAGCAGAAAUGAACAUAAAUUCGAGCAUCUCUUUGGAAGGGACUGUGAGACGGUCCCAACAAAAUGUAUUUCCUGUAGUAAAUGAUCCAAAGAAAGGUUCAAAAAGGAUGCAAAAUGAUUGCAGCGAUCAAAAUGUUCAAAGGAGGAAGUCAUUAGAUGUAUUCAAGGGGAAAACAUUUUGCUUUUCAAAAUGCUUUCCUGAAGAUAGGAGAUCUGAAAUUGUGCAAUGGGUCAAUCAAGGAGGAGGUGAGUUAGUUCUAGAUAAAGCAAAACAGAAAGUGCACUUCACGAUUGAAUGCCAUGGUGUGAAAUCUAGGCUUGCUGAUGACGCCCAUACUCUUUAUGUGUCCAGUCAUUGGGUCCGGUCUUGUUUAGAGGGUGGAUGUCUGCUGGAUGUUGGUAGUCAUGUUAUAUAUUCUCCACUUCCCUGCCGGAUUCCUUUGCCUGGUUUUGAAAACUUCCGCUUUUGCAUCUCUCAGUAUGAAGAGAAAGAUAGAUUGCUAUUAAGAAACUUAUGCUUUGUUCUUGGAGCUAAAUUUGUGGAGAAAUUGACUAGAAAGGUCACACAUUUAUUAUGUAAGUUUACCAGCGGGCCAAAGUAUGAAGCUGCUUGUAAAUGGGAUAUAUGUUCUAUUACAUCUGAGUGGAUUUACGAGUGUGUCAGGCAGAAUGAAGUUGUUGCACUGGAUCAGUUUCGCCCAAAAGAAAUUACCUCUCAAGACCAAGAGUUAUGCACUGUGAGCCAGUUUCCUACACAAGCGGUUCAAAUGAUAUCUGGAGAGAAUGCAUCUCAAUUUAUUAGUCAGCCACAAGACCUUAGAAAGUCGUCAGCCCAAAUUGGUGGUAUUGCAAUCAAUAGUUUUAUGGAAGAGGCUCAGCAAUCUAUUGAUAUCCGUAAAAAGGCCAAGAUUUUUAAAGAUAAUGACCAGAAGAGUCUGCUUUCAUUUAAAGUUCAUUUGAGUGAUUCUACCUGCAAUAUGAAUUCCACUGAAGGUGAUAACACAGAAGAUAAUGGAGAAUCUUCUCAUGACAUUCCUGAUGUAGCUGCUGCUAUUGAGGACUUGUUAGAGCAGACAAGCAAGAUUCAUGAUCAGAAGUCACCGGGGAGGACUGGGUGUGAUAAAAGUCUAUUUUCAUCUGACUGUUCAAUGCUUGGCGAAGGCCAUGAGGGUUCUCCCUCUGUGAUUGGGUUGCCUAAGCACUGGUUAAGCAGGACUGGGAGAAGAGAGGAAUCCAAUACUUCUGAAAUAGUAAACGAUGGAGGAGGACUAUAUGAUGGUUUCAGCGAAACACAAACGGAGUCUCAGGUUGUUGGUUAUGAAGAAGAUUUGACGGGCAGGCAAAUGCUUAUAGAUAGAGUUCGUACCAGAAGUAGCAUGACCUGA
Molecule: messenger RNA, 3105 nt
Organism: Dovyalis caffra
Lineage: Eukaryota; Viridiplantae; Streptophyta; Magnoliopsida; Malpighiales; Salicaceae
Source: the annotation of a GenBank genome assembly